Molecule: messenger RNA, 1632 nt
Organism: Penicillium maclennaniae
Lineage: Eukaryota; Fungi; Ascomycota; Eurotiomycetes; Eurotiales; Aspergillaceae
Product: RNA-binding signal recognition particle subunit SRP54
Exons: 2
Coding region: 1-1632 (543 amino acids)
Biological process (GO): SRP-dependent cotranslational protein targeting to membrane, translocation; SRP-dependent cotranslational protein targeting to membrane
Cellular component (GO): cytosol; signal recognition particle, endoplasmic reticulum targeting
Molecular function (GO): GTPase activity; GTP binding; ATP hydrolysis activity
Source: RefSeq, a predicted model, not a curated record
AUGGUCCUCCAGGAUCUGGGACGGCGCAUUAAUGCGGCCGUCAAUGACAUGACGAGGUCAAACAACCUCGAUGAGAAGGCCUUCGAUGAAAUGCUUAAAGAGAUCUGCGCUGCCCUCUUGUCUGCAGACGUGAACGUCAAGCUCGUUCAGUCUCUCCGCAAGUCGAUUAAAUCCAGCGUUAACUUCGCCAACAUCCCCGCUGCGACCAACAAGAAGCGUCUGAUCCAGAAGACAGUGUUCGAUGAGCUGGUGGCUUUGGUCGACCCCCAUGCGGACUCUUUCCGCCCCAAGAAGGGUCGUUCCAACGUUAUCAUGUUCGUCGGUCUUCAAGGUGCGGGUAAGACCACCACCUGUACCAAGCUCGCCCGUCACUACCAGAUGCGCGGCUUCAAGACCGCGCUGGUUUGCGCCGAUACCUUCCGCGCCGGUGCCUUCGAUCAGCUAAAGCAGAACGCAACUAAGGCUAAGAUUCCAUACUACGGUAGCUUGACGCAGACUGAUCCUGCCGUCGUCGCGGCUGAAGGUGUGGCCAAAUUUAAGAAGGAGCGCUUUGAUAUCAUUAUUGUCGAUACCAGUGGUCGUCACCGUCAAGAGGAGGAAUUGUUCACUGAGAUGACCCAGAUUCAGACCGCUGUGACACCCGACCAGACCAUCUUGGUUCUCGACAGCACCAUUGGUCAGGCCGCUGAGGCACAAUCCUCUGCUUUCAAGGCCACUGCUGACUUCGGUGCUAUCAUUAUCACCAAGACAGAUGGCCACGCCGCUGGUGGUGGUGCCAUCUCUGCCGUCGCCGCUACCAAUACCCCAAUCAUCUUCCUGGGAACCGGUGAGCACAUGAUGGAUCUUGAGCGAUUUGAACCCCGCGCAUUCGUUCAAAAGCUCUUGGGCAUGGGCGAUGUGGCCGGCCUGGUUGAGCACGUACAAGCCGUCACCAAGGACUCGGCCGCUGCUAAGGAGACCUACAAGCACAUUGCGGAAGGUAUCUACACCAUUCGCGAUUUCCGUGAAAAUAUCACAUCAAUUAUGAAGAUGGGACCUCUGUCCAAGCUCUCCGGCAUGAUCCCCGGUCUGUCUAACCUGACCCAGGGUCUGGACGACGAGGAUGGUUCCCUGAAACUUCGCCGCAUGGUCUACAUCUUCGACAGCAUGACAGCCGCCGAGUUAGACUGCGACGGAAAGCUCUUCACCGACUCACCCAGCCGCAUGGUCCGCAUCGCCCACGGUAGCGGUACCACCGUCCGCGAAGUCGAGGAUCUGCUCUCUCAGCAUCGCAUGAUGGCUGGUAUGGCCAAGCGUGUCGGUGGCCAGAAGAAGCAGAUGCAAAAGGCACAAGACAUGCUCAAGGGUGGAAACAAGCAGCAGCAGAUGGCCGCCAUGCAGAAGCGCAUGCAGGCUAUGGGUGGUGCUGGUGGUAUGGGCGGUAUGGGCGGUAUGGGCGGUAUGCCUGGUAUGGGCGAUAUCCAGAAGAUGAUGCAGAUGAUGGGAGGCGGCCAGGGUGGUGGUGGCAUGCCUGGCCUGCCGGCUGGCAUGGAUAUGCAGAGUCUGAUGAGCCAGAUGGGCGGUUUGAUGGGUGGAAUGGGCGGCAUGGGUGGUGGUGGUGGUGGUGGAGGCGGGCGAGGACGAGGACGGUAG